AUGGCGACAGAAAACAACGCCAACGAGAACAAUAUCAUUCCAAAACAGACAAAUCGAAAAAUUUACUUCUAUAUUUUACGCAAUACAACUCCAGAUGAAAAAUUCAAGGUCAAAGCUUAUUUUAAUAAUGAUGUUAAACAUACGUUUCACCGUGCUCCAGGAUUCGAUGAACAAAAACAAAAUAGUCCCUAUAUUUAUUUACUUGAAUUGGAUGUAAUCAUCGAUGAUCAAGAACGUUUAUAUAUUGUGGAUCAAAAUGAACAAUUACAAGUUCAAAGUUUUCGAUUACGUCUUUCACGUAAAAUACCUCAAACGGACAAAACAUUUCGGGAUUACAACGAUGACAAAGAUCGAUUUAUUGAUAACCCGCGUCAUAAUAAACAUUAUUUUCUAUUCGAUGUUAACUUUGCUAAAAAUCUACUUGAUAGUCCACCGGGAGAAAAUGUUUCUUUUUGGAGCCAGUUGUGUUUGUAUACAUAUUACAUACUUCGCCAUCAAAUGUAUGAUCAUUUUAAUUCACUUAUCGACCAAUUUCAAUCAGCUGUUCGAGAAACAAAUCGUAAAUUAAUACGCGAAGAAUUUAAUGAUUUCUUUCAAACUUGUCUCACUCAUUUGUCUUACGCAAUGCCUCCAGCAACAAAUCCUGAUAUCGGCGAAAAGAUUAUAAUUCGUAUGAUAGGACUUUUACCAGUGAAGAAAACAAAUUUUGACUUAACUAGUCAUUCUACCACGCAGUUUGCGUUCGCAUUAAUUGAUGAUAUUAAAGAACAUUAUGAUGACCUAUUUGCAACAAUUACAACAGGAGAUUGGCCGUUAUUUCGUGAUGGUCUAACUUUAUGCCUUGCACUUGAAUUACUGUCUAAGUCAAAAGAUACAAUACUAUUAGUUCAUCAAAUGAAAAAUGAAGCGUGCAAAAAAGACCUCGCUAAUGCAUUAUUGUUAAGACUUGAAUAUUUGGAGAGGCCAGUUUUAGGUUUAAAUUGGAUCAGUCUUUUCACGAUAGUCGAUCCAAAUAUUUUUUCAGUAAAACAACUUGAAUUAACAGGAUCAAUAGCGACAUAUAUAACCUCUCUAGUACAAAUAGUCGGAAUGAAUAUCGACAAAAUGGAAGUAGCUGAUGAAACAAUUCGUCAUUUCGACAAACUUAUAUUCGAAGAUUGUUUACCAGUUAAUCUUGAGAGUAUUACAUUUCUACUGAAAUUCUUACAAAUGGAAUCGAAGGAAACAAAUGAAUCAUCGAAAAAUGUUUUAAAAAUGGUUAAUAAAGUUAUUGAAUCAAGUAUAGAAUUACGGAGAAAAAUACAAACAUACUUAUAUGCACUCAAAAUAACUAUGGAGCACUUUAGAGAUAUUCGUUUUAUUCUUUCAUUUAAACCACAAUCAAUUCUAUUAUUUCUAGUUGAUAGAAAAGAUUUACUAAUUCAUUUGAUGAAUCAUGCCAAUGCAUCAUAUUCUUACGAAUAUUUUAAACAAUGGUUUUGCUCAUUUUUAUUAUUUAAUGAAGAUUUAAAUGAUUGGAAUAAACAAACUUAUCAAGAAUUAAUUAGACAUUGGUCACAUCAACUUUGCAAAUAUUAUGACAUCAUGAUUAAAAUAAUGACGAAUAUUGAUGUGUUAAGUAAUGCUUUUGAAAAUCAACACUAUCAAGCGAUGUUUAUUGAUUAUAUGAUUAGUGUUUGUUUUCAACAAGUAUCGAUUUACCGCAUUAUAUACGAGGCGUUAAUAAACCUUAGAAAUCCAUUGUUUCUCGAUAGAUUUAAAAGUGAAUUUGCAUCAAAGUAUUUAAAUAUACCACAAGAUCGAUUAAAACAAUUAUCCAGUCGUGAAAAUCCACUAUAUCAUUUAAUUGCUAUGGACAAACAAUGUCAUAGUCAAAGUCAACUAGUGAAUAGUCUAAUUCAAUUGGCAGCAAAUAAAAUUCAAAUCACUAUUGAUGAAAUUUUGCGUGAUACAUUCGAACGACCAGUUCGUACGUCUUGUAUUUAUGCCGUUCUAUUUGAAGAUUGCUUUAAAAAUUUAACACUACGUCAAAUAGUCAUCGAUCAAUUACUUGCCUUGUGGAAUGCGUGGGAAGAAGAAGGUUUUCGUGCAAAUCAAUUGCUUGCUUGGAAAAAGUUUUCUCAGGAAGAACGUCUAAUUGUUCAACGUAUUUGGAAUUUUAUUGGUGAAAAAGCCGAAAAGCAAUCUCGAAUAGAUGAAUUAAUUGAUAAACAUCGACGUGACAUGGAGCAAAAAAUUCAAAUAAAAGAAAAAAUAACAAAAUGUUUAGAGAUCUACUGUCGAAAUGCUUGUGAUAAACAAUUGUAUCUUGAUGUUCUAUCGGAAAUGGAAACAAAAUUAAAAUCCGACAUAGUUCGUUCUAUAAUGAUACCGGAUGAAAUUAAACUGUUAAUGCCACUCGUUGAUCGGUUUGCUGCAUUAGAAAAAUUAAAUGCAUGGAGAACAUUCUUAGAAGAAAAUCGAAAGGAUAGUGACAAUAAUUCGUCUGAAACAACAGAUCCGAAUCCAUCGGAUAUCAUCGAUGAUGAAUCAUUAUUAUCUGAUAAUAAGCGCACAUCAUCAAAUUCCUAUUAUAGUAUGGUACGCCCUGCAGCAAGAGAUGAUUCCGAAGAAACUACUCCAUUGGAUCAACGUUCUUGCAUUGAAAUAUUAAAUGAAUCUGAUAAAAUUCUCGAUAAGUUUCUUACUCGUUUAAAAACGAUUUGUUCUCAGUGGAAACAUUUACCAAUAUCUGAAAUAAUUGUUUUAUUUCCUGAUAUUCAAUAUGUCGAUCAUGAUUUUCAAAUCCUUAGAUCAUUACUACAUUCUGAUGAGAUGGAAAAAAUUAAAUUAAUAUUAGAUUAUUGGAAAGAUCGCGACUAUAUUAAUCACGUAUGUUAUGGUUAUAUUAAUCUAGUCACUCAUGUAGAAAACUCCUUAAACAUCGAUGGCAAACACUUUAGAAAACUUAUGGAAAUUAAUUCUCAAUCAGAUGGCUCUCACUGUCACCGGCUUUAUCAACAUUUUUCAUCGCAUCUUCUUAAAACUCACUCGAAAGACUUUAUCGAUUUUAUUGCUCAAUACAGUCAAUCGAAUGAAUUAAUUUCAUUUUUAAAUCUUCUCCCAUCGACUGAUGUUGAUAAUUUACUGCAAGCUGUCAACGAUUGGGAUGAAACAUUAAUAAAUACUAAAACAGUUUUAGAUUUCGUUAUGCUGAAACGAUUUUUCGUUCGAUUCAAUAUAGAACUAGAUUCAAUGAAAGACAAUUCAUCACAAUUUACUACUGCAAAAAUUGAAAAAGCCUUCGAAACAAACUAUAAAGAUGAACAAUUUAAAAAUAUGCUUUCAUGUUUUCAAACAUGUUCAGCAUCAUUAACAAGUAUUAAGCGUAUACAUUUGGAAUUAACCGACAAGGAACUGUCGAAACGAAAACGUAUAUCCGAUCUAAUGCGAAAUACAAAAUUUGGUUUCAUUGAAAAAUCAAAUAAAUUCAAUAUUGAUAUCGAUCCUCACGCAAUGAGUUUUAAUGAUUUAAGUGAAUUACGUGAUCGAGCAAGAUUAAUUGAAUAUUCAACAAAUAACAAUAAUAAAUUUUCCAUUGGUUCAGAACACGAUAUAAAAGAACUUCAUUCGUUUGUUAUAUUCGUUGAAAUUGUUGAAAAAGUCUUGAAAAAUUUCUCAUUAUUACAUACGGCCGGUCAUCCAUCAACCAUGAAUUAUCUUUCACCAAAGAAAUCAUUUACAUGCAUUGAUAGUAACUAUCAAGAAUUAAUUGAUUUCAGUGUAAUGCUUGACAAUCUUCUUUAUGAUUGGGAAAUAUAUUUAUGUAAAAUGUAUGGAAAACAUAUUGACUUAACUUAUUUUUCCUAUCGACAAAUUUGGGUCGUAGAAGAUUAUUUAUACAAUCAACUACAAGAAUUAAAUGCAAGUCAUUCUGGUUAUCACCUAUUAAAAUAUAUUGGUAUACAACCGGAAACGAUUCAUUUUGACUGUUUACCAUUAAAGGCCGACAAUCCAAAUGAACGUUUAGAAAACAUCGGAAAAAUUUUAACAGCACAACGAUCAACAACGAAUUCAGUUUAUAAACAAGAAAAUCGUCUUAUUAAAAAAGUUUACUUAGUUGAAACGUCUGACGAAGGUAUAUUACGAGGAAUACUUUCAUUGUUCAAGACACUUGAUACGCCCAUUGCUGUUAAUCUCUUGUUCUAUUGUACAGAAGAAACAAGUUGGACAGAGAUUCGUGCAUUUAUUUAUCGUUGUUUCUAUUCUCAAAUAUUUCAUCAAUUGAUUCGACCUGAAUUAUUAUCAACAUUUAUUCACGAUAGCUUUACACGUUUAGUAAGACAACUGGUUGACGAUCAUCCACAACAUUAUUUUCGUCUAGGAAUAAUAACAACAGUAUCCAAUGCUCAUUUACAAUUGAUAAACGGUUUAAGAACACUUCAACUUGUUCAAACUAUUCAUGAUCAAGAUAUGUUAAAUAGAAAUGAUUUGCAACAAAUUAUCAAUGAAUUUAUUGAUGAAAAUUCUACUUUAGUUACAUCAAGAAUCAACGGUUUAGGCAAAUCGUAUUUCAUAAAGAAAGAAAUUGAUAGAAAGAAAAAAAACUAUAUGAAAUUUCCUAUUAGUGGCGAUAUUGAUGUCGACACGAUCGCUGAACGUUUACGUGAUUAUGGAUAUCCAUUGGCGUCAUCCAAUGCAGCUUUACAUAUUGAUAUCGGAGCCGUUAACAAUACGAAACAACUCAAUGAACUUCUCUAUUGUCUUUUACUUUUUAGAAGUUUUCGUCUGGGACGUGUUGCUGUUUAUGUUCCUCAGAAUGUGCCAAUUUACAUCGAACUUGAUUCAUCGCCUCAUUCCGAUCAUUUACAAGAUAAAAUUGUUCUAUUUAAAUUUAUGAAUUCUAAACAUAUUGAUAAUAUAGAUUGGAAUGAUUUUGAAAUCAACGAUCAAAAAGUGAUUCAAUUAGUUUGUAAUUAUCUUCAAGCCAUAAAAGAUAAAACAAUUCUGAAAAAGAACAUCGGUGACGAUAGCUUAGAUAGUUUUCUUCCAGCGACUUGUAUGAAUUUAUUAAACGAAUCAUUCUUUCAAUAUAGAGAUCCUACAUAUAUUAAUUGGACACAACUAUCGAUCUGUAUAUCGGUUUAUCAUAGUUUAUUUUCUGGUUUUUCGCGCUGUGGCUAUUUCCUUAUUGAUCAUGUAGAAAAUCCACAAUUGCGUUUAGAUAUUCUACGAACUUUACUUCAAUCAUCAAAUCAAUUUACGUCAUUAUGCGUUGAAGAUGUACGAAAAAGUCAACGUUCUGCAAGUAGUAACGAAACAGCUAUUUCAUUUAGUGACGCUAUUAUUCGUUGGGAUAGAACUCAACCAUUUUCAGUCGUGUUUUCUUCAGGCGGAGACCCAAUAUUUGUUUAUAAAAGACCAAAUGAUGUUCCAACAUCACUUGUUCAAGCAUUUCAAUUACAUUAUGAAAUAAUCACAGGAAAUAAGAAUCAACAAUUGAAUACUUGCUUUCCUGAUUAUAGUCAAUUUACGCAUGAAACGCUUUUUUUAAAGCUUGCUACAUUAUCAAAAAAAUAUUUUAAUAAAUCGAUAUGUCUUAAAUGUUAUAGACAAUAUGAUUAUAGUCAAACACAAUGUGUUCGGUGUGAAUCCAAUGAAAUGUUAAUACGACCGAUUUCAUCGAAAUCGGAAGAUAUUGAAAAGUUUCAAAAAUUUAUCGCCGAAAAACUUCAAAUGGAAUAUGUUUUAACGCCAGAUAAUUAUAUUAAAAUGCUAUUGAUUUAUUUACGUGUGCAAAGUGGCCUUCCGGUACUGAUUAUGGGCGAAACAGGCUGUGGAAAAACUGCAUUAAUACAGUUUUUAUGUCAAAAAGUUCUCGACGAUGAAAUGGAAGUAUUUCGUAUUCAUGCUGGUGUUACCAAUGAACAAAUCAUAGAAAAAAUUUAUGAAUUUUCUAAACGAGCAAAUGAAUGUCUUCUCUACGAUAAACGUUUAUGGAUUUUUCUCGAUGAAUUUAAUACAACACCAAAUAUUGGUUUAAUUAAAGAAAUAACUUGUGAACGCACACUUCUCGGCGAACCGUUGCCUGAUAAUAUGGUUAUAUUAGGUGCUUGUAAUCCUCAACGACGUAGAAAAGCUAACAAAGUUAUUGAUAAUCACAUUGGCAUUAAGAAAGAUCUUUAUGAAAUGCAACGUUUGAAAGACGGUUCCGGCAUAUCACUAUUAUAUACAGUUGUGCCAAUACCUGAAACUAUGCUUGAAUAUGUCUGGGAUUAUGGUUAUCUCGAUGAUGCUAUAGAACAGAAAUAUAUUCGAACAAUGUUACAUACAUGUGAAAAACUUACUGAUUAUACAGAAUGGUAUAAUCUUGUUGUAGUAAUGAUUUCACAAUCACAAAAGUUCUUUCGUGAUCUUGAAGAUGUUAGUAGUGUGUCAUUACGUGAUGUAGCACGGUUUUGUCGUCUUUAUAAUUGGUUUUAUAAAUCAAUUGUUGAACGUGAAGGCACAGAAAAAUUUCUUAACAAUUCAGAUAUUCUUAUUCGUCGUUCAAGUUUAGUUGCUCUGCUACUUUGCUAUCAUUUUCGUCUUAGUUCGCCCAUUGAUCGAGAAAAUUAUUCAAAUAAAAUGGGCGCUUAUCUUAAACCUCACCUGCCCAAUCUAAAAAAUAUUCCGAAUAUUUUGGCGAAAAUUCUUGAAAUGGAACAAACAAAAUUAAUCGAACGAAUGAAAUUACCUGCAGGUACAGCUAGAAAUCAUGCAUUGAUGGACAAUAUAUUUGUUCUACUUGUUUGCAUUGUUAAUCGUAUUCCUGUCAUCAUAUGUGGUAAACCAGGUUGCAGUAAAACAUCAGCUGUACAAAUUGUGAUUAGUAAUUUAAAAGGAAAGAAAUCGUCUGAUGAAUAUUUUCAAAAACUACCUGAAUUAAUUACUGUUUCAUAUCAAGGUUCACAAAAUUGCACAUCGGAAAGUAUUAUUAAAGUAUUUCAACGUGCUGAUAAAUAUUUUGAUGCUAAAAGCGACGCAAAUAUUUUACCGGUAAUUGUUUUCGAUGAAAUAGGCUUAGCAGAAUUAUCCACGCACAAUCCAUUGAAAGUAUUGCAUAGCAAACUUGAAGUUGAAACAUGUCAAUAUGGUUUUGUUGGCCUAUCGAAUUGGCGUCUUGAUGCGUCGAAAAUGAAUCGUACUCUUUAUUUAUCGUGUCCAGAUCCUGACAUUGCUGAUUUGAAAUUAACAGCUGAAAUCAUAUCGAAGUCUAUCCUACCAUCCGUCGGUCAAAUAGCUCGAAUCGAUCCAAAAAUAAUUGAAGCACUAGCAGUUUCCUACUAUAAACUGUAUGAACACUUAAAAAGUCAACAAGAACAACAAAAAUAUACGAAUUAUUUUGGUCUAAGAGAUUUUUAUUCGCUCAUAAAAGGCGUUGUUAAUGAUUUAAUUCAAACGCAAAAUGAUCAUGAACAAUAUCAAUAUAUUCGUCAACAAUUAAUUAUCAAUUUCGAUGGUAUUCUCGAUGGUUCACAGUUUAUGUGGAAUUGUUUUUGUGAAUACAUUCAAAGUACACAUUUGAUUGAACAAUACAAAGCUCCGACAUUUAAAGAAUUACUUGAUCUAAGAUUAACGUCACGUCAUGGACGUUAUCUAAUGUUAAUUGCUGAUAAUGAAAGUGUAAUUGAUUAUGUUGAAAGAUAUAUUAUUGUUAAACAUCAACCACCAUCCGUACGAACAUUAAUCGGUAGUUGUUUUUCAGGAGAUUUAAUAUCUGGCACAACCUAUACUGAACAAUAUAAUUAUCGUGUACUGAUGGAUAUUAUACUUUAUGCAGAAACAAAUGUUACAUUGGUUAUGCGUCGUAUGGGACAUUUAUAUGAUAAUUUAUAUGAUUUAUUUAAUCAAAAUUUUGCAAUAUCAGGAAAGAAACAAUACUGUCGAAUUGCACUCGGAGCUUUAUAUCAUCCGCGUUGUCUUGUUCAUGAUGAUUUCUAUUGUGUUGUAUUCGUACGAAAAGAAGAUUUAGCGAAAUGUGAUCCGCCGUUUCUUAAUCGCUUUGAAAAACAUGUGAUCGACAUGAAAUCAUUGAUUCAUCAUCGUCAUUGGGUAAUUACAGAUAAUUUACUAGCGGAACUUAUUGCUUUACUUCCAACAAAUAUUAAUAAAUAUUUUCCACUUUUACAACAUUUAUUUGUCGAUUAUAGUAAUGAUUAUAUAUGUAAUUUAGUGAUUGAUGCAUUCGAUAAUUUAAAUCUAUCCUGCGAUGAUGAAAAUAAUACAAUUGAAAUUAUUAAUUAUUGUAAAAAUAAAUUAAUUGCAACGAGUUCAUUUGAUUUACUCUUAAUACUUUCAUUACAAGCGGAUCAACACCACCCUCUCAUAGAUCAAUAUUAUGAUUUACAUACAAAUUUAUCAUUUCAAUCGAUUAUUAAAGAAAUGUUGAAUGAAAAACUUUUACCCAAUCAAAUUAUUUAUACAUAUACACAAAUCUAUCAUAUUAUCGAUUAUAAAUCAAAUGAAAUUGAAGAAGUUAAGUUGAGUAUAUUUAAAAGUGAACUCGAAUUAACCAAUAAAAUAAAGCAACAUUAUCAAAAGAAAGAUCAUUGUCGUCUAUUAAUUAUUCGUGUUGAUUAUCAUCAAGAACAUGAACAUAUUUUAUUAUUAAAACACAUUUUACUUAAUUCAAAAAGUCAACCGACUGAUCGAAGUGUUUGGUUAGUAUUUCAUCUUCAACGUAAUUUACUCAAUCAAACAACCAACGAAGUUUUAUUCAAUGGUUGGUCAACUAUAAUGAUCAAUGAUUUAAAUGAACAUAAAAUAAUUCCGAAAAACAUUUUACUCAAUCCAUCAUAUCUGGAUUUAGUUUCUCAUCCUUGUUUUCAGUUAUCGGAAUCGAUGUAUGAUGAAAUAAUUGACCGAUGUUUAACAAAAUUUCGUUAUACAGUUUCUCGUAACGAUCUAACAACACAGAUAAAUAUUCGAAGAAAUCAAAUUAUUGAAUAUCUCAGCAUUACUAUACAAUCGAAAUCAUUACGUUCGAUUAUUCAAGAAAAUUUGUCAAAAUUAGUAAAAGACAUCAGUUUAAAUCGAUUUUCGGAUUGGCGUCGCGAUCUAUUAACUAAUGGAAUAUUGAUUGGUACUUGCCGUUCAUUUAAUGAUGCAUUGCAAUCAACGAUUUCAACCUUUUAUGAAAGUUAUCUUUUACUAAUAUUUUCUCAUUUAGAAAAGUAUUCAUUUAUCGAUUCAUUAUUAUUUAUCAGUAAGAAUAACGACAAUCGUUUAUUAAACAAAAUUUGGCUUGAUUGUUUAACAUCAACAAUAAAAAAUAUUGAUGUAACAGUUAUCAAUGUUGAUAUUAUUGAAAUGCCACUAAUUUUCAACUUGUAUUUACCAUCUGCAAUUAAAGAAUACGAAAUAAUUGGUUCAAUUCGUCGAGGAAUAAGUCAACGUCUUGAUGAUAAUAUUAUUGAAGAAGAUUUAAUGAAUCUUGCUCUCAAACAACUACGUACAAAGAGUGUCUACGAAUCCAAUGUUGAAAUUAUUUUUCAUGACAAUGAUUUAUUUCGAUAUUAUUUUAAUGAUCAAUUAUUACUUGCACAAGAAGAAGCAAAAAUCUAUCAAUUAUCUUUGCAAUUUAUUAAAUGUUUACUUAUGUCGAAUCCAACAAGAUCUAUUAAUGAUCAAUUAAAAUAUUUGCUUAUUGAUUAUAAUGAAUUAUUUGAAAUUUUACGAUUAUUCGAAAUUAGUACAAAAUUAAUUGAUGAAAAUGAUUUUAUCAAUGAAAUACUCAAUCGACAAUUGAUUAUCUUAAAUGAAAUCGAUACAGAAACCAUAAAAAAUCAAACUCUUUUCUAUAAUCUUGUUUUAACUAAUGAACAUUUUUGUGUCAUUCCGCCAAAAUCAGAAGUAUCUCAUGAAAUUAUAUUUGAAUGUGAAGGUGAUCCAUUUAUUGAAGUUAGCCUAAUGAACUUGAUUGAAUUUCUCGUUUCUCCAACUAUUAUCAAUCGCGUUAACAAUAUCGAACAAUUAACAACAACAUACAGUCUUGUUGCCCAAGUUAUACUCGGCUUAAAACAUUAUUCAGUAAACAAUCUGGAAAAAUUACGUUCAUUUAUUAGUCUUAUUCGUUGCAUAACAACUUUAAUACCUACUGAUAAAGCCUUAGAUGUCUUCAAGCAAGCAUGUGGCUACGGUGGGUUUGAUGCAACAUUUAUCACAUGUGAUGACAUACAAAAAUUUAUCGAUCAUCUACAACGAAUAAUUAGUACAAAUGAGCCAAAUAUAAACGAACUGGUGGUUCAACGAGCAUUACUUAAACUUGAAAGUGAAUUUUUAAAAAAUUGGCUUGUCGAUCAUACGGAUAAUUAUUUAGAUAUUAUUACGUUAAUGAAUAAAUCCGAUAGUAAUCUCUGGCAAUAUUCGGCAAAAAUUUUUACCUAUAUCGAUCUCAAACUUCAAUUGUUAUCAAUGAUUAAAGACUUCAAUGGGAAAUUACCAUCGAAUGAGGAUCAUGAACGAUUUAAUGAGGAUAUGCAGGAAUUAAUGGAUAGAUAUCAAAGAUUUGAUGUACAUAUACAGAAAUUAAAUGAUGCCUCAAGAAAGAUUGAACAUAUUAUGACUACACGUAUUCAUAUGCAUCUUAUAUUGAGUGUCGACGAUAAAGAAACAAUAGAAAAUAUUCUUCAAGAAAAUUUUCGUCAAUUUGAAGAAAAUAUUCGAAUAAUAAAAACUACACAAAAUCAUUAUGGUUUAUCAUUAAUUAGUUUAAUCUCUUGGUUAAAACAUUAUGCACAACUUUAUGCUUUUGUUUUUAAUAAUGGUAGUCAUCAUUCUAUUUUAGACGAUAUCGAUAGACUACUUACACGAGAUGAUUCUCCAUUUUGCUCAACAAUAAAAUUAUUUAUUAUUAAACAAUUGUGUCAAAUGUCAAAUAUUACACUCAAUCAAUUCCGUGAUAUUAUUGUUAAUCGAAAUAUAACUUGGAUGCGACCAGUAAUCGCUCAAGCAACUGGUCAAAAAACCAAAGAAAUCCGUGGUGUUCUUACUUUACCAACACCUCUAGGUGAAUAUUAUGAUGAAUUUCUUCGAGUCGAUCGUAUUCUAACCAAUAAUACGAACACAAAUGAAAUUCGACAAUUGAUUAUUCAAUGUCAAACAAAACAAGAUACAUCCUAUUGCUUUAUUAUAUGGUUUAUUCAUUAUUAUACCGGCUUUUAUAUAAAUGAUGAGGUAUCAUCAAAUAAUUAUUAUCAGCAAUUAAUUGAAAAAUCUCUUAGUAAAGAAAUAAUUGAUUGCUUCGAUUUGAUUGGUUACAAAUUACUUGUUUUUCUAUGCAAGAAUUUUAAUAAUACAACUUAUUUUUGUUUAAAUUCGAAAAUGACAGUCGAUGAACUUUAUCAACGUGUAGUCGCAUUAAAUAUUAUCGCUCUAUUAUUAUCAUUCAAAGCUCUAGGCUAUAAUUCUUAUUUAAGUAGUCUUCUAUUCGAUGGAAAUCUUAAAAUGCCACACGACUACAGAACUCAUUUUGAAUCAUCAGUUUGUUUGCCUGGUCUUCUAUCGAGUGAUCCAAUAAUUACACAAAUGGUGGAUGUACGUACAACGGUUAAAGAACGUUUAGAUCGAGGUCAAAUUCAUGAGCCAGGCAAAUUUGUUUAUCAAUGUUCAAGAGAUUGUUUUUGGAUGUUUUAUUUUCAUAAUUGUGGAAUACCUGUUGAUCGAAGUAAAUGCCCAUUGUGCGGAAAGGAUAUUGGUGCAGCACAAUAUGGCGUUCUUGUUGAACGUGAUCCACCACAAAUUCGAAUGACUAUUGAAGAAGGAUUUGAAUUUAUUAAUAAUUAUAUGGAAACAUUUAAUAGAAAACCACGAUAUGGUUAUCACAAUAGAUCGCCAGCUGUACAAAGUAAUAGAUAUGAAAAAUCUGAUCAUUUAAAUCGCCCGAUUUCUUAUCGAUUUAUGCAUACGAUAAUGCAUGUGACUUUAUUAUUUCUCAAUGAAUUAUCUCUAUUAACGGAUCUUGUUGUCGAUAAUCCAUCACAUUUUAGAGAACAUUUCGAAAAAGAUUAUCAACUUCUUAGUCAACAAAUAACCGAAAGUGAACAAUGUUACAUAUGGUUAUAUCAAUUAACGAAUCACAUGGUUAAUAAAGAUUUGAUUCUGAAAGGCUUUAUGAAUACAAAUGAAAAAGUUAUAGAACUAGAAAAACUUCUCGAAGAAAAGCUUAUUUUUAAUCAUAUCGAAUCAACUGCAAAUGAAAUCAAACAAUACAAAAUAUCCUAUUCUGAUUAUAUUCGAAAACAGAAUCAAGAAGAAACAAUCGACGAUUUUAUUGAUGAAAUUUCUCAAAAUGAACAUAAAUAUCCGUUAUUAACUUUUUUCAACGUAACAAAUAUUUACACAUCAAAUCCAAUAGAUGAUUUUCAUAUUCGGCUUCAAACAAUACCAUACGGAGAUCAGAUCUAUCCAAUAACAACAUUUCUAAUGAAACGUCUUCAUCAGUAUGCUAAUAUUCAAUAUAUUUAUCCGAUUGUUACGUUUACUAAUUAUUUAAUUGAAAAAUUUAACCAUCGUAUUAAACGUAACGAUGCAUCGGAAACAUCAAUCUCGUAUUAUUUAACUCACGGGUCCGAUUGUGAAACGACAUCUCGAUUGUACAAAGAUUUUAUUGAUGCUUGGCACGAACUUACGUUGAAAGAAGUACGUUUUGGUUGUCAAUCAGUUAAUUUUAAAAUAGAAUCAUCGAAGGAAGAUUUUGCGACAAAUACAAAACUUGCUAUGGUAUUAUUAAAUACAACGAAAGAUGAAAGUAGUAUUUUAUUGGCUGCAUGUUUACGAACCAUAGGUGAAUUACAAAAUGAAAUCGUUAAUUUUUUUCAUAAUAAAAUAAUCAACGAUAAUGAUAAUCAACGCUAUCGCCGAAAUGCAAUACCAAUUCAAUCGAUACGACCUGAACAUACACUUCGUCUUGAUGCAAAUGUUAUUAGUACGAAAUUAAUCACCGAUGGUUUUACUCUUAAUUAUAAAUAUGGAAAAAGUAAAGAUAUUAUUUAUGAUUAUGAAGAAAUAGAAAUAACAUUAAGAAAUAUGAUUAGUUGUUUACCAUUGAUUGAUACAGAAAAAUUACGUUUUCUUAAUUAUCAAUUUGAACUUUACAGUGAAAAUACAUCGUUGAUCAAUGAUGUUCGAAAACGUAUUAGACAAGAAUCGUUAACACAAAAUGAGAAAAUUAAAUUAAAGAAUCUAAUUAAUAGUAUGCAAAAUGAUGACGUUCUUCAUUAUCUUGGUUCACUUGACUAUGUAUUUACUUAUCUACGUAAUAUUGAUGAUGAAACAACGAAUAAUAUGUUAACAAUUCAAUCCUUUGUCGAAAAAUAUGUACGCUCAAGUGUUUGUCUCAACGACAAUGUUCUUCAACGUCCACCAUUUGCAACAAUUAAUCUUAAAUAUAUUAUUGAUCUCUAUGAAUUAAUAGAAGAAAUUGCAUUCGAUCAAGUUUUACGUCAUUAUAUAAAGCAAAAUCUAACUGAAGAAUUUUUCAAAUCCGAAGAACGACUCAAUAUAAUUAAACAAUUCAGUGAUUUCACAUUUAGAAAAGAAACUAUUGCAUCUUCGCUGCAAAAUAUUCAUUCAUGGAUUGGUAUACUUAAACGCUUGAUGGUACGUGUUCUAUCCAAUGUGAGCGUUAGUCUUGAUGUACCAAUACAAAUUUAUCUUGAACGAACUGAUUUAUGGACUGGAAAUAUCACCGAAGGCGAUAUACAAACAAUUGAUGUUAACGAUGAAAUACUCUUACAACAUACUUAUAUAAUUUUAAAAGGAUUAGAAAACGAACGCGAUAAACUACUAUUAGAAACUACUAAAUCAACAGAUGUGGAAGAAAAAGUAUCAGCACAAAACAAUGUACUACAAAAUACCGAUACACAAUUAUCAAAAGUAAAAGCUUGGCGUAACGAUAGUAUUGCUAGUACUAGUGGUAGUAUAACGUCAAGAGUGAUCAAAAGUGAUAAGAGUACGGCUAAAAAAAUGCGCGUGUGA
Molecule: messenger RNA, 13998 nt
Organism: Rotaria socialis
Lineage: Eukaryota; Metazoa; Rotifera; Eurotatoria; Philodinida; Philodinidae
Source: the annotation of a GenBank genome assembly